AUGCUUGAGACUAUUGAAAAUUAUAUACAAACCUUCAAAGAAAAGGAACAUCUUUAUGUAAAAAAAAAUGUCUCCAUAAUUGGUUCUCCACUGGGGGCUGGGCAAUCCUUGGAAGGAGUAAAGUUGGCAUGUGAUGAUUUAAGAAAAUUAGGUCUGCAUAAUGUGAUAAAGUUUAUGGGAUGGAAUUAUGAAGAUAUAGGAAAUAUAGAAACAAAUACUACAAAAAAUAAAAGUAAAGAGGAAGAAGAAAAUACAAAAAUGAAUAAUACAAUAAACAAAAAACAUGCUUCAAAAGAAAUUUUGAAUGGAUAUAAUGAUAUUAUUGAUGAGCAUAUGAAUAAAAAAUACUUGGGGAAUGAUUAUUAUAAUAAUAUAAAAAACGUAGAAUUAAUUGGAAGGUUUAAUGAAAGACUAUUUCAUGUUAUGAGUAAUGAAUUAAAAAAAAAAAACUUUGUAUUAAAUAUCGGAGGUGAUCAUAGUAUAGCUUUUGCUAGUGUUUUGAGUUCAUUACACAUUUAUAAGGAUCUAAAGGUUAUUUGGAUAGAUGCCCAUGGAGAUAUUAACACUCCUGAAACAUCUCCUUCGGGAAAUUAUCAUGGUAUGCCUUUAGCUCAUUCAUUAGGGCUUUUCAAAAAGAAGGUCCCAUAUUUUGAGUGGUCGGAAACUUUGACUUAUUUGAAAGCAGAAAAUUUAGCUAUGAUAGGGAUAAGAGAUAUUGAUAUGUACGAAAAAAUUAUUUUAAAAAAAUAUAAUAUUAAUUACUACACUAUAUUUGAUGUUGAACAAAAUGGGAUAUAUAAUACGAUAUCCAACGCUUUAAAGAGAAUUGAUCCAAGUGAAAAAUGUCCAAUACAUAUAUCAUUAGAUAUUGAUAGUGUUGAUAAUAUUUUUGCACCUGGAACUGGAACAAUUGCAAAAGGAGGGUUAACUUAUAGAGAAAUAAAUUUAUUAAUGAAAAUUCUGGCUGACACAAAAAGAGUUGUAUCAAUGGAUUUAGUAGAAUAUGAUCCAUUAUUAGAUGAACAAGAAAAAAAAUUUCAUGGUGACUCAUUACCCAUUUCGAAAAGUGCAACAAAAACAGGAAAAUUAUGUCUUGAAUUAAUUGCCAGAAUCUUAGGGUAUGAUAUUGUAUAA
Molecule: messenger RNA, 1134 nt
Organism: Plasmodium relictum
Lineage: Eukaryota; Apicomplexa; Aconoidasida; Haemosporida; Plasmodiidae
Product: arginase, putative
Exons: 1
Coding region: 1-1134 (377 amino acids)
Cellular component (GO): cytoplasm; cytosol; nucleus
Molecular function (GO): arginase activity; manganese ion binding
Source: RefSeq, a predicted model, not a curated record